UCGAAAACUGAUACAAAUUUUGUGAGGACAGGGACUUCCAUGUUCUGAUGAGGUUUUGUCCCCAGAAUCUGAAUAAAAAUCUAUUGAAUGAAACAUGUUUAUCUUUGUUAAGAAUGGCUAAAUUAGUGCAGUGCAUCCACAUAAUGGAAUGCUAAGUAGUCUCUAAAAACUUGUUUUAAAUGACUUGUAAUAUUGGAAAAUGCUUCUUACAUAUCUAGGAUAGGCAUUUCAAGACUAUGUGUAUAUAACGCAUUUCCAAUGAUGGAAAAAGUAUAUAUGCCUAGAAGAUAAUGUUAAGAAAUACACCAAACAAGAAACUCUUCUUAGGACGCAUGAUUAUGGGUGAUUUUAACUUUACUUUUUUUGCAUUUUCCAAAAUUUCCUCAAUAUGCAGGUAUUAUUUUUCCAAUCAGGCAUAGUUAUAGAAAUAUUAACUUAACAGUAAAUAUUUAGUCCUCACUUAAGGGUGCAGAAACUGAGGCGGGGGCUCCAGGCAGACCAGGUGGGCCGUGGGUAAUCACGUCUCCCCGCACUUCCAAGUCCCCGAGGAGCCCCUCCUUCCUCCGUGCUUCUCCUGUCACCUGUUCCCCACGGCCCCUUACUUAUUACGACGAAGGGUAAUGUACGAUGACCGAGGGACACGCCAUGUGUGGAGCCUUUUAAAGCAAGUGGCGAUGAUGGGAUAGGGUCCGGCUUCAUCACACUCGGCCAGGCCCCAGAGCCGGCAGCCCUCCAAGCGGGGCACUGAGUCCCUCCGCGUUCAGCACGACUGGCGCGCGGACCGGGGUGCGGCAGGCCUAACCCCGCAGAGCUCCGGCCGCAGCCUGCCGGAGGGUCCCGCUCCCAGUUCAAUCAGCAGCACGCACAACUGCCCUUGCCCACCGAUGGCGGCCGCCCGUUAGGCCAGCUAUAUCAGCCAGUCCUCCGCGUGGCCUCAGCCUGACGCCGAGGAGCCCAGGGCACGACGGUAGCCCCGCGCCUGGAGAUAAGGAACUGUCAGCAGCGAACACCUUAGCUUCCGUCCGCCGUGUCCGCAGUCCACCACCAAAACCGUGCGCAGGAGGCGGGCACGCGGCCUGAGUCCCCAGCCGACAUUUGGGUCCUCCCGAGCUCCUGGAUGCGGAUUGGUCACCCCCAAGCUCCAGGCCGCGGAUUGGUCGCUCUGUCUGGGCGGGGCCAUGCAAGGCUCUGCGCGCUCUGUCUGUGAGUGAGGCGGGGUCGGAGGGUUCCCGCUCGGAAGCUGCCGGCAGCUCUUCGGUUCCGGGACGCGGGACGCGGCAGGCUGCGUCCUUGAGCUCUCUGCCUUCCCCGGAGGCCCCCUCGGACGGGAGCUGAGCGUUUCUUGGCGCUGCCCGGCAGGCGCGGAGCCGGACCAUGAGCGUGGGCUUCAUCGGCGCCGGCCAGCUGGCUUCCGCUCUGGCGUGGGGCUGCGCGAGUCCCCGCCGGGCCUGUGAACCGCCCUCCACCCAAGAAUAUAGGUGGACGAGCGAAGAGGGCCUUGCGCCUGCUGGCGCCGAGUCGCUUCUUUUAAGCUGCAUGACAGCCCUGUGUGCGCGGUCCGGCCUGGAGGGCAGAGGCAUCCUGUCCGCUCACAAGAUAAUAGCCAGCUCCCCGGAAAUGGACCUGCCCACAGUGUCCUCGCUCCGGAAGAUGGGUGUGAACCUGACCCAGAGCAAAAAGGAGACAGUGAAGCACAGUGACAUCCUCUUCUUGGCUGUGAAGCCGCACAUCAUCCCCUUCAUCCUGGAUGAGAUCGGGGCCGAUGUCCAGGCCAGGUACACCGUGGUCUCCUGUGAGGCCGGUGUCACCAUCAGCUCUGUGGAGAAGAAGCUGAUGGUAUUCCAGCGCCCCAAGGUGAUUCACUGCAUGACCAACACACCUGUGGUGGUACGAGAGGGUGCCACGGUGUAUGCCACAGGCACGCAUGCCCUGGUGGAAGAUGAGCAGCUUCUAGAGCAGCUCAUGAGCAGUGUGGGCUUCUGCACAGAGGUGGAAGAGGACCUAAUUGAUGCUGUGACAGGGCUCAGUGGUAGCGGGCCUCCCUAUGCAUUCAUGGUCCUCAAUGUGUUGGCUGAUGGUGGGGUGAAGAUGGGCCUGCCACAGCGUUUGGCAGUCCGACUGGGGGCCCAGGCUUUGUUGGGGGCUGCCAAGAUGUUGCUAGACUCGGAGCAGCACCCAGGCCAGCUCAAGGACAAUGUCUGCUCCCCGGGGGGUGCCACCAUCCAUGCCUUGUACUUCCUGGAGAGUGGGGGCUUCCGCUCCUUGCUCAUCAAUGCAGUUGAGGCCUCUUACGUCCGAACACGAGAGUUACAGUCCAUGGCUGACCAAGAAAAAAUCUCCCCAGCUGCGCUCAAGAAGACCGUCCUUGACAAAGUGAAGCUGGAGUCCCCCACGGUGUCCACACUGCCCCAUUCCAGCUCAGGGAGGCUCCUCACAGGAAAUCACGCCCCAGGAGACAAGAAGGACUGAGGCAGCUUCUGCCUGCCUUUAAUGAGUAGGGCCCUCAACUGGGGGCUGGGCAGCUCCAGCAGGCUCAGAUAGUUUCAGGUCCUUGUGCUAAAUCCUCCUUAAGUCCAUCCAGACCCUGCAGCUCUAGACCCCUUCCCCUGCCAUGUUGUGAGAUGCUCUGAAGAGAGAGUUGAUGCUGGGGUCAGAUGCAGUUCGGCAGACCUCCUGCUGCUGGAGGAGAAAGGCAUGGUAAGAAGGUCUGGAGAGGAGGGAGGUUGUGACAGCUUCAACUGGGGUCCUCUAGCUGGAGCCCAAGGCAGGGUCAGUGUAAUGCCAAGCCAGGGGGGUGAGAGGUGCAAACAUGACAAGGACUUUUCUCUUUGGAUUGAUAAAUGGAAAAGAAGUGAGUGACUUAGAAUUGUCACAAUUAAUCAGAAACAGAAAAGUAGACUAUGCUUAUAUUUAACCCCUGCUUCAUAGGUGUACAGUUGAAAAAAUAUUCUGUACUGCUAAGUUGAGCUGCUUUAAUAAAGUUUUGUUUUGUAUUACCCUA
Messenger RNA from Manis javanica (Malayan pangolin), 3001 nucleotides. Lineage: Eukaryota; Metazoa; Chordata; Mammalia; Pholidota; Manidae. The record is from RefSeq and is a predicted model, not a curated record.